Molecule: messenger RNA, 865 nt
Organism: Camponotus floridanus (Florida carpenter ant)
Lineage: Eukaryota; Metazoa; Arthropoda; Insecta; Hymenoptera; Formicidae
Exons: 6
Coding region: 61-618 (185 amino acids)
Biological process (GO): sensory perception of smell; detection of chemical stimulus involved in sensory perception of smell
Cellular component (GO): plasma membrane
Molecular function (GO): olfactory receptor activity; odorant binding
Source: RefSeq, a predicted model, not a curated record
AAUUAUUUAUAUUUAAUUUUGCUAUUCACUGAUGCAUCAUUGUGUAUUGGAGGAACUGCAAUGGUUGCAAUAGGAUUGAUUACCUUUACAUAUCUUAAGCAUGUCAGCGGAAUGCUAAGAAUCGCCAGUUAUCGCAUAAAGAAAGCAAUUAAUAUGUGGAACAAUGUUCACCAAAAGAAAGAAACUGUAAUGUAUAAAGGAAUAAUUUAUGCUAUAGAUUUUCAUCGUACUGCUAUCAAGUUCUCCACAUUUUUAUUUUCCUGUCUUUAUUUUCCAUCGUUCUUUUUGGUAAUAAUAGCUGUGAUUUGUUUGAGUCUGAAUCUUUACGCAUUAUCUAAGAAUAUAUUGUAUGGGAACGACAUUAGUCAAGUUUGUAUGCAUUUUGCAAUUGUAAUUGUCAUUUUUAUAUUCAUGUUUUUCUUUAAUUACAUCGGUCAAGAAUUUAUGGAUUACAAUAACGACAUAUUUUUCACUGCAUACAAUAUUCAGUGGUAUGUAACAUCUUUGCGCAUACAAAAGUUAAUAUUGUUUUUUUUGCAAAGGGGUAGUAAAACGAUAAGCCUGAAUUUUGGCGGAGUAUUUAUAUUAUCUUUAGAGUUUUUCGCUUCGGAUACGUAGUCAACAGUUUUUUCUAUAGGAUCGCUUUUCACUAUGUUUGUGAUUAUUUACAAUGUUUUUGGGUUUCGCUGAAACUGUAAGUUAAAAGUUUUGAUUACCCGUUUGAUCUAUUACCAGUAUAAUUGGCCAUCGUUUUUUAUAUAUCAAAAUAACGGAAGCAUGUAACACAAUAUACACAAGCGUGCACACAAGCGUGAGCGUGCUCAUACGCACAAAGGUACACAAGUAGUAAUAGAAAUUUCUUUUA